ACAAAUAGUGAACAGAGUUUUGUGUGCUGGUGGAUGUUGCUAAAUAUUUUUCGUUUCAAGGAAAUGCCAAUGAAAAACUGUUUCGUUUAUUUGUGACAAAAGUAAACGAUUUAUGUGAACUAAAAUUAAAGCUUAGCUUGAUACAGUUGUGACUUAUGAAGUUGUGUAACCUUGGGACAAAAAAUUGAAGUGAAACAUGCAAAAUUAAACACAGUAAAAUGGAAUUAACAUAGCAAGAAAACAAUGAGUGCUCAAAGUGGGUGUGUCAGUUGCAAUGGGGGCUCAGAGUUGUAUGACAAUAAGCAUGAAGUGGACUGCUCUGAAGGGGAGGAUGCCCAGAUCAGGCUGGCUCCCCAUGUCCAGGCAUAUCUGGCACACAACAACCCCACCACCAACUGCUGUGGCUUUGCUAUACCCAUUGCCUUUGAAAGAGCAGCCCCAGGAACCUGGUGGAACCCUAGAUUUGACUCAGAAAUACUUGAAGGCCAAUACAGAAGUAGUUCCUUUAGGCAAAUUAGGUUAAGAUUCAGAUUUGCACUUUUAUACAUUUUAAUAUUUUCUAUAUCAUGGUUUGUCUACUUUGUAGUUCUUGGGCUACAUGGCAUAACAGUCAAGUGGCCAUUUCUGUGUUCAAUUUUUGCUGCAGUUGUCUUGAUAACUUGUGUAAUGUUAUUUAUCACAUUUACUGAUAUUUAUAAGAUUUUUACAUUUCGAAUCUCCCUAAUAAUGGCAUUGGCUCUUUGCAUCCUCAGUUUGUCUCUUGUAACUUUGACCACACAACUGGAAACAUCUUUCCCUCAAGUGGCAGAUAUAAGUCAAUCGGGUCAUUUUACUAUUUGUAUUGAGAUACUUUUGAUCAUAUACACAUUGACACCUCUGCCAUUGUUUGUAUGUGUUAUUAUAGGGAUAUUAUACUCCAUAGUUUUUGAAAUCCUUAAUAUUAUUCUGCAUUUAUCUGAACAAGAAUGGCAAUAUCCUGGAAUGUUUGUGAGAGUUUUGCUCCAACUCUGUGUGCACAUAAUUGGGGUUCAUAUUUAUUUGAUGACUUUUGUAAGAAUGCGCGGCACAUUUAUGAAAGUAGGGCAAAGUUUAUUAGUAAGAAGACAGCUGGAGAUGGAAAAACAAUUGAAGGAAAAAAUGAUACAUUCAGUCAUGCCACCGAAACUGGCAAGUUGGUUAAUGGAGGAGCAAGUUUUAGAAGGUGAAACUAACUUUAAGGCCCAACAUCCACUUAAUCAAAGAACAUCUCACCCUGGAGCUGGUGAUAUCAAGUCAUUAUUCAGGCCUUUCAAUAUGAGCUGCAUGGAUAAUGUCAGCAUAUUGUUUGCUGAUAUUGUGGGUUUUACGAGGAUGUCCAGUAACAAAGGUGCUGAGGAAUUAGUGAAUAUAUUGAAUGAUUUAUUUGAGAAAUUUGAUGAGCUGUGUCAUAUACAUGGAUGUGAGAAGAUUUCCACUUUGGGCGAUUGUUACUACUGUGUCUCUGGAUGUCCUGAGCCCAGACUGGAUCAUGCAACAUGUUGUGUUGAAAUGGGCCUUGGUAUGAUAGAAGCUAUUCAAGAGUUCGAUAGAGAGCGCGGCGAGGGUAUCAAUAUGAGAGUAGGAGUUCAUACUGGAACGGUUUUAUGUGGAAUUGUUGGCACACGAAGGUUCAAAUUUGAUGUAUGGAGCAAUGAUGUGUCAUUUGCAAAUAAAAUGGAAUCGACUGGUAAACCGGGCCGCGUACAUAUUUCAGAAGAAACAAGUAAAUUUUUGGGUGGUUCCUACGUAUUAGAAGAAGGCGAAGAGGUAUUUGGUCAUAAAACCUACUUCAUUGAGGGACGUCAGCUUAAUUCGCCUUACGACCACGAUCACUGUAUCACACCUUCGAAUCCCAUUAAUCCUCGCCUCAUCAUAUCUCCCGCAGUUUCUCCGCAGUCCAAUUUCACUUUCAACCAUUCUCCUCUCCCGUUCACCGUGCAAACGCACGCAUCAGACGACAAGGUCACCUGUAAUAUUGAUACAAAUAGCUCAAAUUUCCUCUCCCCCAAUCCAUUCAACUUUCGCACGAAGGCCAGUUCGCUGCCGAGUAUACUUGACUCCGACGCUGAAUUGGACGAGAAGAGGGAAAAGGAGUUUGUCGAAAGUAACGAUACGUCAUCAAAAAGUCCGACGUCUGUUGGCAGUUACGGCAAGUAUACGAAUAAAUUGAAAAAUUGGAAGGUGCCCAGGUUUCUGAGGAAACAUUCGGACACACCUCUCCAUGAGAUGAAGAAGCAGAACUUUAGCGACAAAACGAUACAUUACCUGGAAAGGGGCGAUGAGAACACUACUCAGUCGAACAACGGUUACCAUCAAGUGCCUAUAGUAAUAGAGUCUCAGGAUAGUAAGCAGAGGCCUGCGCAGAGCAGCAGCAAGAUCAACGUGCCGCAGGGACAAGACGUGGCCUCCUUCGAGAAAGAGAUUAUCGACAUCAGAUCUUAUUUGAGUCAAUCGAGAAGCAACAUGUCGCCGUUUGCUAGAAGCAGUAGCUAUAGAUCACACUAUGGGAGGCCGAAUUUAGAGACACCAGUGAGUAGAGCACGGAGCUCUACCCUGGCGACUCAGGGUGAUUUAAUACGGCCAAAAGACCGCCGAUUGAACCUUCCCUUGCCGUCUCAGUCGCCCAGGGUACAAGAUGACUCGGUCAGCCUGUGCCCAUCUGUCAAUAGUCGCAAGGACUCCGGUAUAAGAAGUACCAGCCGAAGGUCCAGUAUACAACAACAGAUAUUCGCACUGAAUCAGACCGCAUUAGCGACCUCUCAGAAUGAUAUAAUGCAGCACAGAGUCUCCGGUUAUUAUACUUCGAGUCAAUCAUCGUUGAAUGAUGUACCAUCCCGUACCCGUUUACCUCCGCCGCUCAACGAACAACAAGUGCAGUCCCUACAGAAGUUGCGUAAGCAAUCGGAUCUGCAACUGAUACGAUGUGUCCAAGACAACGCCAGGUCGGGAAUAAGCUACUUCGUUCAACCACCUCUAAACACUUUCACGUUAUUUUUCAAGUCACCAGAAAUGGAGAGACAUUAUCGUGAUAAAGCCCACAGAAGCGAUGAUAGCGAAGAUUUCCCACCCACUUUAACUACGUCCAGAUUCAAUACGGCGCUAGAUAUACUCGUAUCGGCGAUCAUUUUUGUUGCUGUUACCAUAUCAAUAUUCGUAUUGUACUCCGAAUGGCGUCAUUCUUACGGUUGGGUGAUAUUUUUCUUUGUCAUAGAAGCUUUGGCGAUAUCACUUUGUGUGUAUCGACAUUACUUGAAGUGGAAAACUAAAAAUGAACCUCUAGUCACCAAUACGAUCAGAAGAUCUGUUAAAAUAUUCAGGAAGCUCUCGGAUUGGUUCCCCUGGCAUCUGUCCGGUAGUCUGCUGAUCAGUUUGCCGAUAUUGGCCGUUCUAAUCAACUUUUCAUGCAUGAACACAACGAUGACUAUACUCAAGGGUGAGCAAUCGUUUUACGUUUAUCUCUUGUGCAUUGGAAUAGUCGAGUUCUGUAAUUUUACUCAAAUGAAUUGGCUUGUUAAGAACACAUUGGUCACCUUAUACGCUGGCCUAUUCCUGUUCUUCGCAGUGCUCGGUUGUCGUGAAGUUAAUACUCAGUUGAUAGAUGGCGAUUUUCAGUUCAGCUCCAAUCCACAAGCUGUCGCGCGUAACUUAACCUUUAUGAGUAUGAUGAAUGGUACCUACGACGAUUGGAUGGAUAGAAACGGUACUGAAUUAUUUGAAGGAGUGCGACAUAAAAUGCAUUUAACAGAACUUUACUUGGAUGUCGCUCUAUUGCUGAUGCUCGUUUGGUUCCUUAAUAGAGAAUUUGAAAUCAGUUACCGAUUGAGUUUUUAUAGUAAUGUCGUGGCAAAUCUUGAUAAGCAGAAAGUCCAGAACAUGAGAAACCAAGCGGAUUGGCUCCUCCAUAAUAUCAUACCGCGCCACGUGGCCGAUCAAUUAAAGAACACCGCGAAGUAUUCGGAAAAUCAUAAAGACGUCGGCAUUAUAUUCGCGAGUAUAGUCAACUUUAACGAAAUGUAUGACGAAUCGUACUUGAAGGGAAAAGAAUAUUUGAGAGUUCUCAACGAACUGAUCGCUGAUUUCGAUGAACUGCUGGAGAGGCCGCAGUUUCAACACGUCGAGAAGAUAAAGACCAUAGGUAGCACUUUCAUGGCUGCGAGUGGACUUAAUCCCGACUUGAGACACGCUUCUCGAGGAACGUACGAUCAUUUGUACCAAUUAAUGGAUUUCGCGCUUGAAAUGCAGAAAGUUGUCGAUAAUUUCAAUCAGGAUUUACUCGAGUUCGAUUUCAUCUUACGCAUCGGGUACAAUUUUGGUGACGUCACCGCGGGCGUCAUAGGGACCACUAAACUCUACUACGACAUUUGGGGUGAUGCAGUUAACAUAGCGUCGAGAAUGGAUUCUACUGGCGUCGUCAAACGUAUCCAGGUAGGCGAAGCUUGUAUUCCAGUUCUCUCUGCCAAGUACGACUUCGAACCUCGUGGCAGGGUCUAUGUAAAAGGUAAAGACGACAUGAAUGUAUAUCUCGUUGCCGGUAAAAAGGACACUUAGAUUAGAAAAUUAUAUUUAAAAAAAACGUAGAAUCUGUGAUUUAAUUAUUUAUAUUUUUUUAUGACAUUAUGAAGCGGAAUACUAUAUUUAUGGUAAAAAAAAAUC
Molecule: messenger RNA, 4671 nt
Organism: Papilio machaon (common yellow swallowtail)
Lineage: Eukaryota; Metazoa; Arthropoda; Insecta; Lepidoptera; Papilionidae
Gene: Ac13E
Product: adenylate cyclase type 9
Exons: 8
Coding region: 244-4566 (1440 amino acids)
Biological process (GO): intracellular signal transduction; cyclic nucleotide biosynthetic process; adenylate cyclase-activating G protein-coupled receptor signaling pathway
Molecular function (GO): adenylate cyclase activity
Source: RefSeq, a predicted model, not a curated record